AGACAGAGAGAAGGAGUCGGGGAGCCCACGGGAAGGGCAGUCGCAGCUGUCGGAGGAGGAGGCAGCGAGCAUGGCCAGCAACCCCAGUGCACUGCCCCGGGUGACUUUCCAGACACCAGAGAAACCUGGGGAGGAAUCCUCACACAGGAAGCUGGGCAAGCUCACCAUCAAGUACAACCGCAAGGACCUGCAGCGCUGGCUGGACCUGGAGGAAUGGAUCAACUCCCAGCUGCAGGAGCUCUACCAGUGCCGGCUAAGAGAGGAAACAGAGGAAGCAGCUCCUGAACCACAAAUUGAUCUUGAAGAUCUCCUGGAGGUCCCUAAUGAAGAACAGAAGUUAAAACUACAGGAAAUCCUCCACGAGUGCUCCAGCCCAACAGAGGACUUCAUUACAGAACUGCUGAGUCGAUUGAAAGGUCUCCGGAGAGUCACCAAUCCGCAGAAAAAAUGACCUUGCCCACGUG
Dryobates pubescens (Downy woodpecker) is the source of this 464-nucleotide messenger RNA. RefSeq names its product protein phosphatase 1 regulatory inhibitor subunit 14D (gene PPP1R14D). Gene Ontology annotation, biological process: regulation of phosphorylation. The record is from RefSeq and is a predicted model, not a curated record. Bases 71 to 451 code for a protein of 126 amino acids. Gene Ontology annotation, molecular function: protein serine/threonine phosphatase inhibitor activity. NCBI's taxonomy places the organism in Eukaryota, Metazoa, Chordata, Aves, Piciformes, Picidae. Gene Ontology annotation, cellular component: cytoplasm. The transcript has 4 exons.